Molecule: messenger RNA, 1296 nt
Organism: Cutaneotrichosporon cavernicola
Lineage: Eukaryota; Fungi; Basidiomycota; Tremellomycetes; Trichosporonales; Trichosporonaceae
Exons: 2
Coding region: 1-1296 (431 amino acids)
Biological process (GO): S-methylmethionine cycle
Molecular function (GO): S-adenosylmethionine-homocysteine S-methyltransferase activity
Source: RefSeq, a predicted model, not a curated record
AUGAUGCCCGUCCUUAUCCUCGACGGCGGCAUGGGGACAACCCUCGAGGCGAUCGGACACGACGUCUCGGGUUCCAUGUGGGGCAGCGAGCUCGUCGCCCGCGACCCCGCCGCCCUGGCAAACGUGCACGCCCGGUUUGCACUGGUGGGCGCUGACAUCAUUGAGACGGCGACAUACCAGAUGACACUGCCAGCGCUGGUGGAACAAGGACAUAGCGAGGACGAUGCGCGCGCUCUGAUGCGCCGAGCCGUGUCGCUCGCCGCCGAUAUUCCAUGCCCACACAAAGCUCCUUUCACCCCUGCCUCGUCCGUCUCGACCAUGUCCUCUUGCUCCUCCUUUUCUUCCAUUCAUGCCUUGCCACAACACCCAUCAACUGUACCCAGCCCCCAACCUAUCCAGAAACCCAAAGUCGCCCUCGCACUCGGACCAUACGGCGCAACCCUCUCCCCCGGCCAAGAGUAUGACGGGCUGUAUCCCCCGCCGUACGGACCGGCAGGUUUCGAUCCUUCCUCCUCGGCCACAAACUACGCUCCACGCACAGACGAAUGCUCGUACGAAGCGGCCCUCACGACCUUCCAUCUCGACAGGCUGCGGGUCUAUGCGUCGGACGAGGCGACGUGGUCGCGCAUCACGUGUCUGGCAUUCGAGACGAUCCCUGUCCUCCGUGAGAUCCGGGCGAUCCGCCGCGCCGUCGGCGCCCUCAACUGCGAGAUGGAGAUGCAUGGCAAAUCCAAAUCCAACUCGAAACCAUUCUGGAUCUCCUCUGCUUAUCCGAAUGGCCAUAUCGGGCAGCGUGACGCCAACGGCAAGACUGUGGAAAUGCGCCAAGUGGCCGAGGCGCUCAUGGGCGAACUUGCGCCUCUCGCCGCCUUGCCAAUAGACACGCGCUGUCUCGCCGCCAAGCCAGACGGCAUCGGUAUCAACUGCACUCACCCGACUCUGCUUCCUGCGCUUGUUGGCGCCCUUUCUGGCGCGGUUACCCACCAUGCUCAACGGCAUCCCCUCUGGCUCAUCCUCUAUCCCGACGGCGGGGCGACGUACGAUGUGGUGAAACGCGAAUGGACACAUCGGGAAAUGGGGCCCGAUGUGUGGGCCGACCGCCUGCUCGAGGUCGCGCAUGAGGCCGAGGCUAUGGGGGUGUGGAAGGGCGUGGUCAUUGGCGGAUGCUGCAAGAGCUCAUUUGACGAGAUCAAGGCGCUGCGCGCGCUCGUCGAUCGACCGACCGAGCGGCUGUGGGAGAAGAGUGUGGGAGGUGAGGAGAACGGGGCGCAGGUGGGUGGCGUCUACAACAGGUAG